AUGUCUGCCCGCCCCCAGAACAUCGGCAUCAAGGCCAUUGAGUGCGUCGACCAGGCUGAGCUGGAGCAGUAUGAUGGCGUUAGUGCCGGCAAGUACACCAUUGGUCUCGGCCAGACCAAGAUGAGCUUCUGUGACGACCGUGAGGACAUCUACUCCAUGGCCCUGACCACCCUCUCAUCCCUGAUGAAGAAGUACAACAUCGACCCCAAGUCUAUCGGCCGCCUCGAGGUCGGCACCGAGACCCUUCUGGACAAGUCCAAGUCCGUCAAGUCUGUUCUGAUGCAGCUGUUCACUCCUUCGGGCAACACCAACAUCGAGGGUAUCGACACCGUCAACGCCUGCUACGGUGGUACCAAUGCCGUCUUCAACAGUCUCAACUGGCUCGAGUCUUCCGCUUGGGAUGGUCGUAACGCGAUCGUCGUCUGCGGUGACAUUGCCCUGUAUGCCGCGGGUGCUGCCCGUCCCACUGGUGGUGCUGGAUGUGUUGCCAUGCUCAUCGGCCCUGACGCCCCCAUCGUCUUCGAGCCUGGUCUCCGUGGCUCCUACCUGACCCACGCCUACGACUUCUACAAGCCCGACCUUACCAGCGAAUACCCCGUCGUUGACGGCCACCACUCUCUCCGUUGCUACACCGAGGCCGUUGACGCCUGCUACAAGGCCUACCACGCCCGCGAGAAGGUUCUCAAGGCCGACCAGAACGGCACCAACGGUGCCGCCGACGAGUCCCAGACUGCCCUGGACCGGUUUGACUACAUUCUCUACCACGCCCCUACCUGCAAGUUGGUUCAAAAGUCCUACGCUCGUAUGCUCUACAACGACUUCCUGAACAACCCCUCUCACCCCGCUUUCGCUGAGGUCGCCCCCGAACUGCGCGACCUGGACUACGCCGCGUCCCUGACCGACAAGGCCGUCGAGAAGACCUUCAUGGGGCUGACCAAGAAGCGCUUCGCUGAGCGUGUGCAGCCCGGUCUCCAGGUCGCUACUCUCUGUGGUAACAUGUACACUGCCACCGUCUACGCCGGUCUUGCCAGUCUUCUGAGCCACGUCACCUUCUCUCCCAGCGAACCCAAGCGCAUUGCCCUCUUCUCCUACGGCAGUGGUCUGGCCUCUUCCAUGUUCAGUGCCAAGAUCGUUGGCGACGUGUCCGAGAUGGUGGAGAAGCUCGAUCUGAAGAACCGCCUGGAGGCUCGCACCGUCUUGACCCCCAAGGCUUACGACGAGAUGUGCCAGCUGCGUGAACACGCUCACUUGAAGAAGAACUUCAAGCCCUCCGGUCAGGUGGAGACGAUCCAGAAGGGCGUCUACUACCUCACUGAGGUCGAUGACAUGUUCCGCCGCCAGUAUGCCAUCAAGGAGUAA
This is a messenger RNA of Penicillium oxalicum, 1359 nucleotides long. It is a transcript of the gene erg13, whose product is annotated as hydroxymethylglutaryl-CoA synthase. The record is from RefSeq and is a predicted model, not a curated record. Bases 1 to 1359 code for a protein of 452 amino acids. Lineage: Eukaryota; Fungi; Ascomycota; Eurotiomycetes; Eurotiales; Aspergillaceae. Gene Ontology annotation, molecular function: hydroxymethylglutaryl-CoA synthase activity. Gene Ontology annotation, biological process: acetyl-CoA metabolic process; ergosterol biosynthetic process. The transcript is spliced from 3 exons.